Verruconis gallopava is the source of this 4026-nucleotide messenger RNA. RefSeq lists its product as uncharacterized. The transcript has 3 exons. Gene Ontology annotation, biological process: regulation of transcription by RNA polymerase II. The coding region runs from base 194 to 3541 and encodes 1115 amino acids. Lineage: Eukaryota; Fungi; Ascomycota; Dothideomycetes; Venturiales; Sympoventuriaceae. Gene Ontology annotation, molecular function: structural molecule activity; protein heterodimerization activity. The record is from RefSeq and is a predicted model, not a curated record. Gene Ontology annotation, cellular component: SLIK (SAGA-like) complex; SAGA complex.
GCCGCCCCAAACGACUGCCUCCUUCAUCAACCAGAGCGCUUUUUUCUUCCAUUUUUUCUCAGAAUCCAUCAGAUCUAGGCCGUCGCAUUCCAUGAGCCCGGUUUAUUUCGCGCGCGCCACCGUCAAGAGGGCUAGGAGGGCGAGCGUGAAUGUUACCGUUGUUCGCUCCGCCAAGCCUUCGUAAAGCAGGACUAUGAGCCGCGCUCACCCCCCUCAUUCGGCAUCGCAGAACCCUCCACGCACCGCCCGUCUUUCCAGCCAUGGCGCAGCCUCACGGCUUCGCACCCCGAUUAUGACAAAUGGCAACUCUACGGACAAUACAUCGGCUGUCAAUGGAGGGGGAAGUACCGAUGUUACCGCCGAGGAGGAUCUACGAGCUGGGGAGUUUCGCCAGAGGUACAGAAUCGCCGAGUCGCGACUUAUGGCCUUGCUCAGCGCGAAAGAGGAGACACAGCAGAUGCUAAGACGUGCAUCUGUGCAAGCGGUGCAAGACGAAACUGGCGAUGCGACAACCACGGCUGCUUCCAGCUUACUCGUUGGGUCCAAGAAACCGGCGAGAAACAUAGAUGAGGAUGACUAUGGUGACGAUGACGAAGAUGAGCAAGAAGAACAUGCAAUCGCAAAGUCCCAUGGCGUAAUCUCGGCCAGCAUGGGCGCUGUGCAUACCACUCAAGCGCAUCGCUCACCAACACAAUUUGAUUCGUCAAGGUCUCUGCUGGAUAGAACUACUUCUGACGCGGCAAAGUCUUCAAGUGAUACUGCUAAGCAGGUUGAAGAUGAUCAGCAGGCGGCAGAAGAAGCAGCAAAGCGAAACUUCCAUCUUUUCUUCUAUACUUUGGAGAAUGACCGUGUCGCAAUGCUGGAGCAGCAGAAGUUGGAUGAACUUGACCGCCAGGUCGAAGCUGAAGUCUCUGGUCAGCAGAACGAUGCAGGUAACGUCGGCGCCACAUCAGCUGCGCAGGCAGGCUCGUUAAGCUCGUCAAAUCUGGGCGCGUCCAGUCUCAUGUUGGGCAAUCUCCUGAAACGAAUCGACACAAAGCGAGGUAUGGUCGCCGCAAAUGACGCUCAACUUAGACGAUUAAUUGGAGAGGUACGCAAAAACAGGAGUAAGUGGGCAAGUGAAGACAAGGUCAACCAGGAAGAGCUGUACGAGCCAGCUGAGAAGGUGUUACAAAAUCUUAAGGCUAUGACCGAAUACUCUACCCCUUUCUUGCAGCGAGUGAGCAAGAGAGAAGCGCCUGAUUAUUACAGCGUUGUCAAGAAUCCAAUGGAUAUCGGCACGAUGAUGAAGAAGCUCAAGACGCUUCAGUAUAAAAACCGUACAGAGAUUGUGAAUGAUCUCAAUCUCAUAUGGAACAAUUGCUUGGCUUAUAACUCCGAUCCAAAUCACCCUCUACGCAAGAAGGCGCUCUACCUACAGAAGAAGACAGAUGAACUUGUUCGACAUAUCCCCGAUGUUGAGGUUCGUGACAGAGCAGAAGUUGAAGCUGAGGAACGAAGAAAUGCGCGCCUUGAUGCCGAGCUCGAUGGCAUUGAAGACAGCGAUGAUGAAGAACCAAUUAUGGCUUCUCGCGGCCGGAAAGCCCCGAGUAAGAGUAAUAAAGGCUCUUCGAACUCACGUAAGGCUCCUCAGGCAAAGGAUGGAACGCCUGGGGCAGAAUCCAAACCUCUGCUCCAUGCAAGUGGAUCAUCAACCAAUUUAAAGAACCAAUUUUUGCGGACAGAUUCGGACGUUCCAAUGGAAAAUGGAUUUAGCACGCCGCCACCUAAUCGAUUGACGCCAUUGCCUAACGGCAUAGCUGGCGAAGCCGCAAGUCAGGCUGAUCUUUCAGAAGCUGAUAUACCCGGACAGCUGGCUGACAUGCCAAUGGAAGCAUCGGAAGAUCCUGAGGCUGAUGACCUUGAAUAUCGAAUGUGGAAGCAAGUUACAAAAAAGGCCCGUGCCACCAUUGCAGCUCAACGCAAUCGAUUGUUUCGUGCUGACCGCAUAAAUGCUGAAGAGCCAGCACUACUCAGGACUAAAGCUGGAAUGAGGCAAUGGAUGAGACAGCAAAAAAAGGCCUUGGGUGAAGAAGAAGAGUCUGUGGAUGCUUCGUCGGAAGAACGUACGAAAAGCGGAGCACCCGUGUCCAAUGAAACUCUGGUGGAGGCUAUGGAAGAAGAGAAUGACACGCUCCUACCAGAUUAUUACGAUCCACUGUCGGCCAUUCCGGAUAUUGCUGAAAACCUAAGGUGGGAAGACGAUUCAGAAGGCAGAGCGAUCAUGCAUUCCGAGGAAACUUUGCGUACGCUUCCACGUGGCAGCUUUACUGCACCAGAAAGCUUAUUGACUAAGAAAAUGGACGCAAAUAUGCGACAGAUGCAAGAGACUCGGAAAGUCUGCGCCAAGAUUGGCAUUGUGAAGCAGAUGCAGCUUCAAACACAGAUGUAUUCCAACCAGUUUCAGAAGUAUGAACCUCAGCCAUUCGUGGAGCAAGAUGUAGAGACUACUGUUGUCUCUGACGAUGGACCAUUCAUGGCUCCGUGGUUAUGUCGAGCUGCAUUCCAACGAAGCAUUGCAAAGAUAUUCUUCCAUGCUGGGUUUGAGGAAUUUCAGCCGUCUGCUCUUGACUCAGUCACGGACAUUGCUAGCAGCUACUUUCAAAACAUGGUUCAGUGCAUGGCUUCUUACGUAGAAACAUCACAGCUUCGAGAAAAGGAGAGCAGAGACUUUGCUGACACAACUAUUAUUCCACGCCCGGCGUCAUUUGAAGAAAAUGUCCUCCAUGCCUUGGACGAGCAGGGUUUGGAUAUCGAAGCGCUUGAAAGCUACGUGAAAGAUGAUGUUGAACGUCUCGGAACGAAGCUGGGCGUUAUGCAUGAACGCAUGAAGGCUCAUCUUGCUGAUCUUUUACGACCUGCUCUAGAUCCAUCUCAGGUUGGUGCUGAUGGUGUUGGUGCCUUCAACGAUGACAGCGAGCAGUUCGCUAGUGGUGACUUCGCUGAAGAUAUUGGUGAGGAUUUCUUUGGUUUCAAGGAGCUGGGUCUUGAUAGCGAGUUUGGUAUGACAACACUGAGUGUGCCAUUCCACCUACUGCAUAGUAGGUUGUCAAGCGCCUAUCAAUCCACUAACACAUCGGCUGUUCCUACUACUGGAAUCAUCAUGGAACCACCACCUCCGUUCGAACCUGUUACCAUUGACAGCAUACAGAACGAGAUUGGUCUCGUCCAGGACUUUCUCCUUGCGAAGCUCACAAGUAAUAACGCAACUGUUCUCAUCGAAGACGAUGAACUGCCGCUUAAGCAGCGCUUCCCUAAGCCUCGUUUGCCACCUACUGGGAAAAUUAGCUCUCCACGUAAGCGUCCUUUACGUGAGCAACAACAGAUGGCCAAGAAGAAACGGAAACUCGAAGAAGGCAGGGAAGACGUCAAUGGUGCAGUGAGGCAAAUUGUCAGACCUACUGGGAAACUUCGUCUAGAUAUGCCACCUCCCACUGAACCAAUUGCGGAUCCAGAAAAGGACGAUGACGCACCUGGCAUGAUGUCGCCUGAGAGCAUGUGACGUCCAGAACCGACGGGGCUUGUUCAUUAUUAUUCUUACUUUCUUUGCAACACUGCAGUGGCUCUUCUGCUUACACCUUUUGCAUCGGCAAGGUAGCGUCUUUCGCUGCACGAAUGUCAGGUGCAUGGCGUGUAUCUGUCUGUGCUCAAUCACUACUUGGGCACCGGUUUUUUCUUAUGACCACCAGUGCAGCUCUCAUAUACAUCUACUGGGGUUUCUGUGUAUAAUGGCGCGUACUCACCGUAGCUUUUCAUGACGGCGGUUGAUUUGGGUAUUCAUGAGCUCAAGAUACCAUGGUUGAAAGUCCAAGGAAAGGGGGAGCAAUGAACGAGAUCAAAUUGUGUACUUUAGAAACCGAAUGCACUGGUGAUUGUACCAAUGCGAAAAUAUCUUUACAAGACGGCGUCCCAUUUUCUCACGGGCAACAAAUUUUAAUUUCGCAGUGUAAACAGCACUUCGUGAUGUAUAAACUUGCUAAACAACAU